This is a messenger RNA of Galendromus occidentalis (western predatory mite), 2383 nucleotides long. RefSeq names its product dymeclin. NCBI's taxonomy places the organism in Eukaryota, Metazoa, Arthropoda, Arachnida, Mesostigmata, Phytoseiidae. Gene Ontology annotation, cellular component: Golgi apparatus. The record is from RefSeq and is a predicted model, not a curated record. The transcript has a single exon. Bases 241 to 2229 code for a protein of 662 amino acids. Gene Ontology annotation, biological process: Golgi organization.
GUGGGAGAGACUUGGAAAAAGUCUUCUUCGGAGCAUCGAAUUCUAUCGGGAGGACCGGCGUGUGCGAUUGAUUUUCUAUCGCUUCUUCUGCAUCCGUGACAGUUACCAGUGCGUCUCGAGUCCGGCGCGGAGCAAGCGGGCCGGAAUGCCGUGCUCGUACUAAGUCGCUCGGUUUAAACUGUCUUCUGACAGCUGACGUGGACUAGAAUACGGCAGUGUGGUGUGCUCCCUCCGGCCGAAAUGGGUUCCGGCGCAUCGAGCGUGGCGGAGCUCGGCACGAACGAAAACCUCGCUCGAUUGGCUUCGGCCGAAAGAAUAUGCUCGAACGACCCUUUCUGGAACGGACUCAUGUCCUACACGGUUCCUAUACCUCGGACGAAGCGGGACGAUGAGCUUCUGACAGCAGCGGUGCGCGGCCACCUGGAUCGAUUCGUCCAGUUCAACCCUCAGUCAAAUAACUUGUCGUCGCUGAUACAGGUAUUCCUCGGGAGAGUUCGCGAAAUCGCAGCGUUGCCAAUCUCGGAGCAGAGCCCCGCGUUCCUCUGGCAAACAGAGCGGCUCUUGUUCGUACUCCGAUGCGUCUCCAAAGCCCUCAUGGAGACACUGACGGAGGACGCCCUCCUGAAACAAUUGGUGUCCGCCGAAAAGCCAGACGAAGAACCAGAGAGGCUGCUGGACUAUUUCCUGUUCUCUUUGAUCGAGAUUUUGGUGAAGGUUCCGCUGAGCCGGCACUCGUACAGCCUUCACGUCGAAGCUCUCUGUACGCUCCUGGUUUUCAUGUCUCAACAGAUGUUCUCGACCCGAGCUUCGCACACAUCGAUCAUAUUCACUACGUUAAUGUCGGGUCAGUGUAAAUUGCUCUCAGCAAGUCUGACUAAAUACCUCGUUGAAGCCUACAUGGCCCAGAUGAAGAAUCCCCCGAACUUCUACGAUCAAAACGGAUCUCAAGGCGGCAGUCUGAUCGUCGACCUGGCCGUGGGUCUCUUCGGUGCGUUGGGCGUCUCGGUGGCUGAGCCCACACCAAGCGACCAGAGACCGGAAGCCGUCCUAUCGCAAAUCGCCUUAGUCACACUUCUGAUCCUGACGAACCAUUGCACGGACACCGGUGCCGAAUCGGUGAUGAAUCCGUUCCGUAAACAUCUGUUUGCCUUCGGUCUCGAAUCCGUUCAAGUCGAAGGAGCCGGAGUAUGCAGUUUUGUCUGCAACGGUCAACGGCUGCUCGAGGUGAUUUGCGGCGACCUGAACGAGGCACCGGCUAUGCUGCUCCUCUACAUGCUCCUACAUAACAAUCACACAUUCAAGCUCUUCAUUCUAUCGCGGAGUAACAUCGACUACAUGGUUCUCCCGAUCCUCCAAGUUCUCUACCAGGCGGAAAACCGAAGUUCCUAUCAUGUUUACAUGGCGUUGAUUGUGCUCCUGAUCCUGUCCGAGGACGACCUGUUCUCGCAGACGCUGCAAGACGUCACUCUCCACCACGUCGAUUGGUACUCGGAACGGAACGUCGGCGAUAUCAACCUGGGCUCGUUAUUUAUACUGGUCGUUAUCCGCACCAUGCACUACAAUAUGACUCGCGCUCGGGACCGAUACCUCCACACGAAUUGUCUCGCAGCGCUCGCCAACACUUCAGCCCACUUCAGUCGGAUGCAUCCGUACGCAGCCCAGCGGAUGGUCUCCCUCUGUCAGAUCCUGGGCAAGAGGUACCACAGGCUCCAGGAACAAAUCGCCUCAAUGGAGGAGGGGAGCGAGCCCCACAACGAGGUUUCGCUCGACCUGGGCGUCUGCGAGGAAAUGCUGCGUCUCAUGCUUGAGAUUAUCAACUCUUGCCUGUCGCAUCAGCUCAAACACAAUCCAAAUUUAGUGUACUGUCUUCUGUAUAAGAGCGAGGUGUUCUCACAUAUCGGCAUGCAGGAUGCGUUCAUAGAUGUCAUAAAGAAUAUAGACACGGUGAUACAAUUUUUUACCACGAAACUCGAUCAGGCCACGCAAGGACAUCAAAGAUCCGAGGCUCAAGUGACGCAGCUCAUUCAAGAGGCUUCGAUGCUGUGGAGCUCAGAUCGGCUUCGCAAAUUCCCGGAACUGAAAUUCCGCUACGUCGAAGAAACUCAGCCCGAAGAGUUCUUCGUCCCAUACAUCUGGUCCCUUGCGUUUUCCAUGGCUCCUGUCUACUGGAAAACCAAGAAUCUUAUACUUUUCAGCCCCGGCGGUGAGCAGUCCGGGGUUCUGGUCUAGUCGAUCGAAUUUAAGGAACCCCAGCAAAGUCCUCUGAGAGGAACGGAUGCCUCCAGUUGUAAGCGCGACAAUUGCUCCUUUUCGAAUGAUAUCUCAUUCUUUUAACAACUCUAGAAACGGACGCCAGCAGGACGUUUUCUCGAUAAUAAAGAUC